UGAAAAUAAUCGAAACAAGACCAUUGUUGCUACUGUUGUAAGCCUCUCUCUUUUCAUAAUAUUGGGUUCCUUUUCGUUUUGUUUCUGGAGAUGCAGAGCUAAACAUAAUGCUAUUAUAUCAAAUGAUGCCUCACAAGAUGAAUGGAGGAAUGGUCUGGAACGACAGGAUGUGACAGGUUUAGUUUUCUUUGAGAUGAAUACCAUUGAAACUGCCACCAAUUGUUUCAGUCUGUCUAAUAAACUCGGACAAGGUGGAUUUGGUUCAGUUUACAAGGGAAUGCUGCAAGAUGGGACGGAGAUUGCUGUAAAACGUCUUUCUAGCAGCUCAGGGCAGGGUAAAGAAGAGUUUAUGAAUGAAAUAGUACUCAUCUCAAAACUACAACACAAAAACUUGGUUCGGAUAUUGGGAUGUUGCAUUGAGGAGGAGAGGCUAUUGAUUUAUGAGUUCAUGUUGAACAAAAGCCUUGAUACUUUUCUCUUUGAUUCAAGAAGAAAGCUUGAGAUUGACUGGCCUAAGAGAUUAAGUAUCAUUCAAGGCAUUGCACGUGGACUUCACUAUCUCCAUCGUGACUCACACCUCAAGGUGAUUCACCGAGACCUGAAGGUGAGCAAUAUCCUUCUAGAUGAGAAGAUGAACCCAAGAAUUUCAGAUUUUGGAUUGGCCCGGAUGUAUCAAGGAACCGAAUAUCAGGAAAAUACUCGCAGGGUUGCAGGAACUCUAGGUUAUAUGUCUCCCGAGUAUGCAUGGAGUGGGAUGUUCUCUGAGAAAUCAGACAUCUAUAGCUUCGGAGUGCUGCUGUUGGAAAUAAUCAGUGGAGAGAAGAUUUCAAGAUUCAGCUACGGCGUAGAAGGAAAAACUCUCAUAGCUUAUGUGUGGGAAUCUUGGUGUGAAAAUGGAGGAAUUGAUCUUUUGGAUAACGAUAUUGCUGACUCAUGUCAACCACUAGAAGUUAAGAGAUGUGUUUUGAUUGGUUUGCUCUGUGUUCAACACCAACCUGCCGACAGACCCAACACACUUGAGUUACUGUCUAUGCUCACCACAACAUCAGAUCUCCCAUCACCAAAACAACCCACAUUUGUCGUGAACACCCGAGAUGAAGAACCGGUGUCUAAAGGUUCGAUCACUGUCAAUGAGAUGACGCAGUCUCUGAUUCUUGGGCGUUAAGAAAUAAAGUGUGAUAAAGAUUGGAGAAUUGAUGCUCUUUAAGGUGAUCAUAUUUUCAAUGUUGAUAACUUUAAGCUUCAAUUUUUUUUAAUGAAAGUGCUUCCGUUAUUUUAUUUUUGUUUUAUUGUAAAAACCUAUACUUCCAGGUUUACAUUUCUCAUCAGCAAGAUGAAAAUCUUUGAUUUUUCUUUUUUAAAUGUGUUGUGUUGAAGUUUAGUAAUAAAUCCAGAUUAGAUGAACCAUCACUUGCUUCAUAAAUUCCAGGCCCUUCGGAUCUGUACCUAUUUUGCAAGUUUUAUCAAUACAGAACAUUGCCGCAAGGGUUGUCUAGGAAGCGGUUCUUGCACGGCAUUUGCCU
Raphanus sativus (radish) is the source of this 1523-nucleotide messenger RNA. RefSeq names its product G-type lectin S-receptor-like serine/threonine-protein kinase At1g61480. Gene Ontology annotation, molecular function: protein serine/threonine kinase activity; ATP binding. The record is from RefSeq and is a predicted model, not a curated record. NCBI's taxonomy places the organism in Eukaryota, Viridiplantae, Streptophyta, Magnoliopsida, Brassicales, Brassicaceae. Gene Ontology annotation, biological process: protein phosphorylation.